This is a messenger RNA of Vigna umbellata (rice bean), 2922 nucleotides long. Its product is annotated as bZIP transcription factor 29-like. The record is from RefSeq and is a predicted model, not a curated record. Gene Ontology annotation, biological process: regulation of DNA-templated transcription. Gene Ontology annotation, molecular function: DNA-binding transcription factor activity. Gene Ontology annotation, cellular component: nucleus. Lineage: Eukaryota; Viridiplantae; Streptophyta; Magnoliopsida; Fabales; Fabaceae.
GUAGUAGUCAUCGUCGUGGAUGUAGAGAGAGAAAUCAUAGAGAGAAAUAGAACUUUUUUUUUCUUCUCGUUGUUGCUCUUGUUGGAGAGAGAAAGAGAGAGAGUGAAUCUUGGAGAGAUAAGCGCCUGCUCCUUCGGCAUUUCCGUCAGACAAAGUUAACACUUCCAAGACCGACGCUGCUAUUAUUAAUCAAUUCAAUUGAAUUCGCCUCUUCACCAUUUCGUAUUCUAGAUGAACACUGCCAAGAUUUUGAUUGGAAGUGGAAUUUGAAGGUGAAGCAGAAUGGGUGAAAAUGAAGAAGCGACCAAUGACAUGAUGCAGAGGCUUCACUGUUCUUCUUCGUUUCUGAAACAGCCGUUGAACAUGGAGCAACUCAGCAUCCCGCAGUUCAAUCCCUCUCAAAUGCGCGCCAGGCAUCAGCAUCAGUUCGACGGUGGGAACAGUAACAAGCGCGCGGGUAUGCCACCUUCGCACCCGCACCAGAUCCCGCCCAUUUCGCCCUACUCUCAGAUCCCGGUGACGCGUCAGCAGCAAAUGGGGUCGCACAACAUUUCCCCUACACCCACCCACACGCGAUCACUCUCGCAAUCUUCCUUUUUCUCCCUCGAUUCCCUCCCUCCCCUCAGCCCUUCCCCCUUCCGAGACUCCUCCUCUACGUCUGUCUCAGAAGCUGCUGACGUCUCCAUGGAAGAUCGUGACGUCACUUCUCAUUCUCUCUUGCCACCCUCACCUUUCGCCAGAACACUCAACACCUCAACCAACAGCCAUUUACCUUUACCCCCUCGCAAAGCACAUAGGCGCUCUAACAGUGAUAUUCCGUUUGGGUUUUCCACCGUUUUGCAAUCUUCGCCCCCGCUUAUUCCUCUCCGGGGCAGAGAAAACCCCGUUUUGGCGAAACCUGCUCAAUUGGUCAAAAGAGAAACACCGUGGGACAGGGGUGUUGACCACAGUAAUGUAGAGGGAUCCGGGGAGAAGAAAUCCCCGGAAGGGGAAGUUGUGGAUGAUCUUUUCUCUGCUUACAUGAAUUUAGAUAGCUUUGAUGCGUUGAACUCUUCUGGUACCGAUGACAAAAACGGGACUGAAAAUCGUGAUGAUUUGGAUAGUAGAGCGAGUGGGACCAAGACUAAUGGUGGUGACAGCAGUGAUAAUGAAGCUGAGAGUAGUGUUAAUGAGAGUGGGGAUGGUGCGGCCAGGCAGGGAGGGAGUGAGAAGAGGGAAGGGAUGAAGAGGAGUGCGGGUGGGGAGAUUGCACCCACCACCAGGCACUAUAGGAGUGUGUCCAUGGAUAGUUUCAUUUCGAAGUUGAACUUUGGUGAUGAGUCGCCGAAGCUGCCACCGUCGCCGGGGCCGAAAUCUGGUUUGAUUUCGCCGGCUGGUGGAGUUGAUGGCAAUUCAUCGGCCUUCAGCUUGGAGUUUGGAAAUGGGGAGUUUAGUGGGCCUGAAUUGAAGAAAAUUAUGGCCAAUGAAAAACUUGCUGAGAUUGCCUUGACCGAUCCAAAGCGUGCAAAAAGGAUUUUGGCCAACCGGCAAUCGGCUGCACGAUCCAAAGAGCGGAAGAUGCGGUACAUAUCAGAGCUAGAGCAUAAGGUUCAGACACUUCAGACGGAAGCCACCACACUAUCUGCACAACUUACUCUUUUACAGAGAGAUUCUGCUGGACUUACUAACCAGAAUAGCGAGUUGAAGUUUCGCCUUCAAUCCAUGGAACAACAAGCAAAGCUCCGAGAUGAUUAUAUUUCAUCUCAACGUGCAUGGUGAAUACUUCUUGCGAAAGAGUGCAAGAGUAGGGGUGAAAGAAUUCUGCAGAUGGCUUGUAAAGUGGAGGAAACAACAUGCAAUUGUCAAUAAAAUGGCCAUUGUUUACUUGUAUGAUACUUAAGAUUGAGAAGGUAUUAAGUAUGGACAGUAGUGUAUAGAACUCGUUCGCGUAGCUCCUUCAAGUUCUUGCGGUAGAUUUUAUUCUCAAUCUAAUUUGGGAUUUUAGUUUACGUUAGCUACUCAAUUUUAUUUUAUUCCAGUAAAUUUUAUGCAUGAAAACCAGGCCUUUACACGAUCUCAUUCCGUUAUUACUUCUUCUUGUUAGUAAUAUUUUUAUAAAAUGUUAUGAACCUUUAAGAAAUAAUAAUCUAUCACGACUUUUCACCUAACUGUUUAAACUCUUAGGCGAGUUGGUUCUUGAUAUGAUACCAUAACUUUCUAUCCAGCGGUUAGGAGUCUCAUUCUUGUCACUCAAGUUAAAGGGUAUUCCUGGGCAACAUUCAUUAGCCUUCGUCAACUAACUUUUUUGGGAUAAUAAUUAGUUUAUUGCAGAUCCAUUUAUUAUUUUUUCUCAAAUUAAUGAAACUUUAUAGCUCGGAUACAUUGCUAAUAAUACUCUACUUAUUGUAAAUGCAUCAUCUAAUCAUUUUUCUAACAAAAGUAGGCCCACUGAAUCCGAAAUACUUUAUAUUCAUCGUAUUAAGGCCUUUCUAUUGAACAACUCGGUUGAAGUGCUUCCAAAGUAAAUGGAAUUAUAGGAAUAGCAUGUAGGAAUUAUAUAGUAGGAUGCCGAGGAGACGACCGAUUCUUUGCUGAUGUUUAAGUGACUUACUCAGUAAUUUAUGUCCAAAUUUCUCGGGGGAGGUUGAGAAAUGCUGUGUGAGCCAUAACCAAGUCAAUUACGUUCUCUUUACACAACAUAUUUGUUGAAGUUAACGUGAGUAUUAUUGAAGCAAUCCCUUUUUAGGAUCUGCCUGAUAUGCACUCAUCAGGCUGGAUAAGAAUGUGCUGCUGCAUUCCUUUGCAUAGAAACUCAUUAUGUAAAUUUCUUGCAAGAAUGUCUGUUUUUGAAAGUGACACGUCUUCAUUACGUGUGCUUUGGUUUGGAGAGUAGCAGAAUCAUCCAUUGAUUCCUUCUGAUUAAUUCUUUACCCUGUAUUUUCU